Molecule: messenger RNA, 1187 nt
Organism: Alternaria alternata
Lineage: Eukaryota; Fungi; Ascomycota; Dothideomycetes; Pleosporales; Pleosporaceae
Product: cysteine proteinase
Exons: 3
Coding region: 213-968 (251 amino acids)
Biological process (GO): protein deubiquitination; ubiquitin-dependent protein catabolic process
Cellular component (GO): cytoplasm
Molecular function (GO): cysteine-type deubiquitinase activity
Source: RefSeq, a predicted model, not a curated record
GAGCUUCGUAUACCCGGUCAGUGCCUCGACGUUCGAAUGUCAUAGACUAUCCAACUGUCCUAUGCCGACGAUGCUGUAGCCUAUUACAUGCCUGGUAAAAGUAAGGAAAGUUUGGAUGACGACUCGUUUGCUGCCUGCGCCCCACGUACCUAGGUAUAACAUGUCGAGCUCAGAACUCCUUCCCCGCAACACCAUUCCCGCACAGCACCACCAUGGCAUCCGAGACAUCACCAGACGUGCCCAAGGGCAGGAAGAGGUUCAUUCCCCUGGAGAACAAUCCUGAUGUCAUGUCCGCCCUCGUUCACAAGCUCGGUCUCUCGGAGAAGCUUGCAUUCCACGAUGUCUUCAGCAUAGACGAGCCUGAGCUACUUGCUUUUGUGCCGCGGCCUGCCCAUGCUCUGCUCCUCGUGUUUCCCGUCAGUAAGACAUACGAAAAGUUCCGCGUACAGGAAGACCAGGACAAGACGGAGUACCAGGGACAUGGCCCGGAUGAAGAGGUUGUCUGGUACAAGCAGACAAUUGGAAAUGCCUGUGGCCUAAUCGGCCUGCUCCAUGGUGUCUCCAAUGGCUCCGCACGCGCUCAUAUCAAACCCGACUCAAACCUCGCCAAGCUGGUCAACGACGCGAUACCACUCAAGCCCAUUGAACGAGCCGAUCUCCUCUACGAGUCUGAAGCACUCGAGAGCGCGCAUCAAGACGCUGCAUCGGGAGGUGACACCGCUGCGCCCGAAGCCGAUUCCGAUGUCGACCUACAUUACGUCUGCUUCAUCAAAUCGGACAAAAACCACCUUUGGGAACUUGAUGGUCGACGGAAGGGUCCUCUUGACAGGGGCACGUUGGCUCCAGAUGAAGAUGUUCUCAGCGAAAAGGCUCUUGACCUGGGCGUGCGUAGCUUCCUGAAGCGCGAGGCAGAGGCCGGUGGAGGCGAGCUGCGUUUCAGUCUGAUCACGCUUGCCGAGUCAUUCUAGGAACGGCUAACCAGCUGUGGAGUCUAGAGAGUACACGAACCAGACCAAGUAGAUUGGUAACGAAUAUCUUGAGAACAAGUACUGUGAGGCACGAUAUCGCUGCUACGGCUGUCUGCAUAGAUUCAAAGCAUGCUUAGACCGUUUGAUGUGACUCAAAACUCAUCUACCUUUACUUCUCGUCCUUCCUUCAGCGGCAGAUAGACCUUCUCCCAUAGAUCA